AGCUUUGCCUCUUUAUCGCCGCUUCUCAGAGCAAGCGAAUUCGUGACGUAAGACGCUGGUCGCGCGGCCUUCGUAUGUUACGCACGGACGUGCUUGCGUGAGACCGCGGGUAGCGUCCCUCCUUGCCCCUCCGAAUGAAAGGGAAGGUCCCAGCGAGCGAGCGUUUCUAGAGCAAGCCGUAGUAGCGGCGGCUCCGGCUUUCCCUGCAGGGGCUGCCUCGCCCCUCCUCCAUCCAUCUGGCCGGAAUCCUGUGGAAGAAGUCACUGAUCGACAGUUUGCAAUUUGCCAUAAGGAUUGAAGUGGUGUUCUUUAAGCCAUUUUAAAAAUCAUGUCGGGCUCAGUUGGACAGAAAAAAGGGUCUGGAAGACAGCGCAAGUGUGGCUUCUGUCGAUCCAAUAAAGAUAAUGAAUGUGGGCAGCUUCUGAUGUCUGAAAACCAGAAGGUGGCAGCACACCACAAAUGUAUGCUGUUCUCAUCUGCCUUGGUAUCUUCACAUUCUGAUAAUGAGAGUCUUGGAGGCUUUUCCAUUGAAGAUGUGCAAAAAGAAAUAAAGAGAGGUACCAAGCUGAUGUGUUCAUUGUGCCAUUGUCCAGGGGCAACCAUUGGUUGUGAUGUAAAAACCUGCCACAAGACCUAUCACUACUACUGUGCAUUGCAUGAUAAAGCUCAAAUCCGAGAAAAACCCUCCCAAGGCAUUUACAUGAUAUUGUGUCGAAAACAUAAGAAAACAGCACACAACUCAGAAGAUUUAGGUGAAGAUGUUAAUGAACAUGAAUUGGAGCCAUCCCCUCCCAAAAAGAGGGGGCGUAAAGGAAGACCCAGAAAAAUGAAUCUCAAAGGGCAGUCAGAAGACACUCGAUCGACAUCUUCACAUGGCACAGAUGAUGUAGAAAGCAGCUCUUAUAGAGACAGAUCACCUCACAGAAGCAGUCCCAGUGAUACAAAACCUAAAUGUGGAUUCUGUCAUGCAGGUGAAGAAGAAAAUGAAGCUAGAGGGAAGCUUCAUAUAUUCAAUGCCAAAAAGGCAGCUGCGCAUUAUAAGUGCAUGUUGUUCUCUUCUGGCACUGUACAACUGACAACAACAUCCAGGGCAGAGUUUGGUGACUUUGAUAUUAAAACUGUACUUCAAGAAAUCAAGCGAGGGAAGCGAAUGAAGUGUACACUCUGUAGUCAGUCUGGCGCAACUAUUGGAUGUGAAAUCAAAGCUUGUAUCAAGACUUACCAUUACCACUGUGGAGUGCAAGACAAAGCAAAAUAUAUCGAGAACAUGUCUCGAGGAAUUUACAAGCUGUACUGUAAAAACCAUAGUGGGAAUGAUGAAAGAGAUGAAGAGGAUGAAGAGAGAGAGAGCAGAAGCCGUGAAAAGUCUGUAGCAGAUCACAGUGGAGUUCCGCAGCAGCAGCUCAAUGGAAAUUAGGUAUGGAAGCUCUCAGCUGACAGCCAUCUACCUGAGAUGCCGCUGUGCCACUGACCUAAUUGUUAAGAGUGGUAAGACAUUUUAAACUGAGCAUAAUGCCAAUAAAUGAGGGUUUUUUAAAAAAAAACUGGAGUCCUGUUGCACAAGAACUGGGGUUAUUUCUCAAAUUCAGCUGACUUUGUAAGAAAGGCCCUUGCUUUUGCCAAUAAACAUAGUUGUAAUGUCCAAUUGGGUAAUAUGCUUUCCUCUUUUAUUUUUCUGCUAUCUUAACAUUUACUCUUUUUCCCAUCGUCUUUUUAUUUUUAAACAGGUUCAAGGGACAGUAAAACUGGGAAUGAAUAAAACAUCCAUAACUGCUAUUUUUUUUUAAAGAAAGAUGCUUUAUAAGGUCAGGGAAGGGUUAGUGACUUUUUUUACCCUGCCCAACUGUUAAAAACUGUCAUUGAACUGCCUGAAAUGUUCAUGUGUGUGAGCCUUCAACAAGUGGCAGAGUUUUUUCAUGUCAAUAUAACAUAGUUAGUUGUCUGCAGUGUCUGGAGGAAAAAAACCUUGAAAUGCUAUAUAAAUGAUAUGUAAUGUGUACAGUGUCAAAGCUGAGGCAGACAUGAAAAUACUAAAUUCUCUUUUCUGGACUGACUACAGUUUGGGAUGUGUAAAUUCUUUGGAUUUGUUUACCAUGGGAAGGUCUUAUGUUUAAUUUACAAAGUGGACAUGUCUCUGGUGGCAGCAGGUUGGUAAACAUGUGCAUUUUUGCAUUGACCUUUACACACAAACCAUGGAGGUGAGCUAGGAGGGAAGGUACUGUUCCCCCCCCUCUUUUUGCAGAAGCACCCUGUCAAGUAAAGAAUUCUGCAGCUUCAGAAGUGUGCUUAAACCAUUUGCUGUGGUAAUGGUUUCUACUGCCCAGCAUUCCUAGCUGGAGACUAUGACAUAUGAGCUUCAGUACUCAUACCAAAGGGCUGUAGUUCAUUCUCUUGACCCUGACCAUCUUCCUCCUUGGCCUGUUCCCUGCUUUACCUAGAACCUGUGGCAAAUUGCAACUGAAAAUGAGUAUGGUCAUGUUCGGAAGCUGCAACACCCCCUCCCCUUUCACCUCACUUCUUAAAUUUCAAAGUUACUGCUCAGCUAUCACUAUGGAAGUUAGCCACCUUAUUGGACAUCAUACCUCAAGUGCUCUGUGCUGCGUGGAACACAUCAUGUUUUGUCCCAAAUAUAUAUAUAUACACACACAGAUCCUGUAUGCUGUAAGAAGAAUGCAGAAUAAGACUCUGGAUUUUCUUUGCUUUUUGUUUUUACAAACAAAGAGGUCAGUAUUUAUUUUGAGUCUUGUGACCACUAUAUGAGAAUGUUUUAGUCUUUGAUUAAGGUUUCCUGGCAAAUCAGCAAGUUGAAUGCUGUUAAAAAUCUACCAAGUGCUCUAUUGGAGUCUAAUUAGCUUGACAUUAUGCCAAGUCUAAACAUCCCAGUUAUAAUAUCAUAAAAUCCUGGUAUUUCUUUACCUCUAGUAGUUUCUCCCAUUGGUCUAGUAAACUGUUUUACACACAACCAAAAAGUCUUACUAGUUAGCAAGCUAGCAAAACUCACUUUAGAUUUUAUUAUCUUUUGAAGUCUUCUAAAAGUAAUGCAAUACAGCAAAUGAAAAUAACAGUGACAAUUUGAUGGAAAAGUGACAGGCAUUUACUUGCAAUCAACACUGCAAAAUAUUUUCAUGAUACGAUCUGUGUUUCUGAAGCCUUGUUUAAUUUUGUGGUCUUUUUAUUUUUAACCUUUUAUCAUCCUUUUUUGUAAUGCAUUUCAUUAUUGUCUCAAGGGACUCAACUGUUGUAUAAUAGAACUUCAAAGACUCAAGUUGGAAUUCAAUCCAUUUGGUUUGAAAAUUUCCUGGAAGAAUUCGGAUUUAGCAGAAAAGUUGUGUAUAAAAAAAUAAAUCAAUUAACUGCCCGUAUGCCAUUGACCAAUUUUUUUUAUUUUGUAUUGUAACAGUCAAGAUUAAAGGCGCAACUUGUACUGAAAUAGAUUUUUAUCAGGGUGUGCGCUCUUUCAAAAGCAUGAGUUGUUUGGGGGGAUUUUAAAAGUCAUGUAAUGUUUCAGAAUACAAACAUCUCUUUUACUAUAUUA
Eublepharis macularius is the source of this 3535-nucleotide messenger RNA. RefSeq names its product PHD finger protein 6 (gene PHF6). The record is from RefSeq and is a predicted model, not a curated record. The transcript is spliced from 11 exons. The coding region runs from base 329 to 1417 and encodes 362 amino acids. Gene Ontology annotation, cellular component: nucleus. Lineage: Eukaryota; Metazoa; Chordata; Lepidosauria; Squamata; Eublepharidae.